CCACAUCAGAACAACGGAGCACAGCAGCCCCAGCACAGCCCGGCCGGGGCCGGCAUGGAGGCGGGCUGAGGGCCGGGCCCCCCAAGGACCCCCGAGGGAGGGGCCGUAUUAAGGAGGGGGUAGGAGCCCGUGUCCUUCAGAGCCACGACGGCAGCGGAGCGGUGAGUGGUGGGCGAUGCCAGGGGGUGCCCGCUUGUGGCUGUGCGCGGCCGUGCUGGGCUGCCUGUCGGCUGCGAGGCCCCUCCGGAGAGUUCUUGAAUGCCAUCCUGGUGGACAUCAGAUCCUGCAGAGUCCUUAUCGAAGUGUUGAUUUUGAUUCAUCCCACCUCCAGCAGUCUGCUAUUCAGGAUUUAAUAUGUGACCAUUCCCUAGCACCAGGAUGGUAUCGCUUUAUGAUUUUUGAUAAGCCUGCUGAGAUGCCAACCAAGUGUGUGGAGAUGAAUCACUGUGGUACUCAAGCCCCUGUCUGGUUGUCUCUAAAAGAGUCAGAAUCCAUGCCUCGUCCUGGUGAGAUCAAGCAGCUCACAGCCUGUGCAACAUGGAAGUUUUUCUUCAGCACUUCUAAAGACUGCUGCCUUUUUCGAAUCCCUGUCAGCGUGAGGAACUGUGGAGAUUUCUUUGUUUACUUACUACAACCCACGCAAGGAUGCAUGGGUUAUUGUGCAGAAGGUAAGGUUGCUCCUUCAACAUCUUCGUCUGUGUCACCACCACUACCAACCAUUCCUGAGGUUGCAGCAGAGUUGAUCAAAGGGAGUAUUUACCUAAGGUGUACCUUUGGCAUUCCUUUUGCAAACAGCUCAGUUGGAUUCGUUGUGACUUGGUCAAGACUAUCUCCUGAAGGCAUCAAAGAAGAACUGAGACGUGAGACGACAGUUCAUACAUUCUCACUCAUAGAGUUAGAUGGGAUAAACAUCAGACUUGGAGAAAGAGUCUACUGUAGCAGUUCUGCUUUCUUCAUGGAGAAGCCAAGCAUACAGAGCAGCCCAGUUGAGAGCGAGGAAUUUUUUGCUGGCAUUAAGAUACAUCCAGAAACGUAUGAGAUAUCAGAAGAUGGCAAGGAAUACAGACUGUCAAUAGAAAGCAGUAUCCCUAUUCCUUGUCAUGAAUUUAACCAGGUUGAAAGUGACUGCAGUAUAUCACUAAGACUGAAUACUGUUGAUGAAGGUAAAGAACAAUUAGGUUUAAACUUGGUUCUUUCUUCUUGUCGUGUGGAUCUUCUCCAGAAACCCUGCAGUAAUGGAAUCUGUAGUCAAGCUGCAGUUUAUUUCACUGCUGUGACAGACUUCAUGCAGGAUGGAGACAGAAUUACUAGAAUUGCUGUCGAACCUAUAUCCAGUGAGAAUUUCCUGUGGAAUGGCUAUGUUCCAGAAGGCAUAAAGAUCACAGUAAAGGAUCUACCAACUGCCUACUGCUACUCAUUUACUGACCCUCAUAUAAUUACGUUUGAUGGAAGACUCUAUGACAAUUUUAAAACAGGAACAUUUGUUCUCUACAAGAGUACAGCUCGAGAUUUUGAAGUUCAUGUUCGCCAGUGGGAUUGUGGAAGUCUUCGGUAUCCAGCAUCCUGUAACUGUGGCUUUGUCGCCAAAGAAAGAAGUGAUAUAAUUGCAUAUGACAUGUGCAGUGGUCAGCUACAUGAGUCACAACCACACUUAUCCAUAAUAAGCAGGGACACAACAGGAAGAAAUGUCAGAAUCACUGAAUCCUAUCUAGGAAGAAAAGUAACAGUUUUUUUUUCUUCUGGAGCUUUCAUUCGUGCUGAUGUGAGUGAAUGGGGAAUGAGUAUAACACUUAGGGCGCCCAGUUCAGAUUACAGAAAUACAAUGGGGCUCUGUGGCACCUUUGAUGGAAGUACAGCGAAUGACUAUCACACUGCCAAUGGGGUGGAAAUCCCAAACAAUUCUGAUGCUCUUUUUUCUUUUAUAAAGGAAUGGAGAAUUUCACCAGGAGGUAGCUUGUUUGACAAGACACCUGCUUCACUACCAUCUUCUAGGAAAAAGGUCUUCUGUGGCUGCACAUUUGAAGAUGCUGGAUUAGAUCCAUCUGUACAUAAACUAAAGGUGGUUUCUAAAUCAGAACCUCCCCUGUCUUGUAAAGAUAGUGAAAAUGGUAGAUUUCUUUCUUUGAUACCAGGACUGGAUGUCACUGAUGAGUAUCUCGGUCCUGUUGAUCUUGUCAAAGGCUUAAACAAACGUUCAUCUGUGCGUGAAAUGGAGUCCUCCACACUUCUGCAAAAGGAGGAUAAUCAAACCAAACUUCACCAAUCAUCAUCAGUAAACACACAUGUCUCUGCAACCUCAGAAAAAAGUUCUGAGGUAGAAAAAGAAGGAACUUCAAGCUCAGAUAUUAAAAGAAUUUCUGACAGUUACAGUAAACUUCAAAAAAGUAAAUCUGUUACAAGUAGAAGGAAGCGCCAAAGUUAUUACAAAUAUCAUCCAGAAUUUCUAUUCAAAAGUCUCAGUCAAACAGAUUUAGAGGGGUACAGGUACUUUUUCCCGGAGGACCACUCCACUGACAAAGACAAGAAGUUUUUUCCUUCUUGGCCCACACCUUCUGGCCUCACUGAGUCUAGCGCUCUGAGAUUGUGCCAGCAGGCAAUAGCCAAUUCCAGCAUAGGAAGAGCUUGUGGUGGCCUUCUUGGCAGAAGAAUGGAAGAUGCAAUCAGUAUCUGUGUUAAAGAUUUACUGUUGAAAGAUGACCUCAGAUGGGCAGAAGCUUCAUUAGCUCUUUUAGAGAAUGAAUGUGAGAAGAGAGUUUUAGAAGAAAUGAACUACAAUCAACAGGAACUUCAAGGGUUUGUUGAGAACCUGCUUAUUGCACUGAAGUGUCCCAGUCUGUGCAGUGGUAAUGGAGAAUGUACAGAAUGGGGCUGCGCGUGCUUUCAAGGCUAUGGUUCAUAUGACUGCAGUGUACUGUCUGACCAAACUCCAGAAAUUACAGAGCUGGAAAAUGCUGGACUGUGUGAUAUUCGUCAGUAUGACUGCACAUCAGUGAGGGCUUUUGGACAUGGUUUCAGGGAGUCAUCGAAUCUGAAGUGUGAAAUUAUCAGAUUGCAGUAUAUUGAUAGCCAGUGGAUUCCUGGAGAACCUCUAAUUAUGUCAGCUGCCUUCCAAAAUGUCAGGACUGUCGAGUGUGAGUUACCAAAUAAUGGCCCACAGUCUGAUGUCAUGGAUCUGGUUGAUGAUGAACCCAUUGCCUGGUGGAAAAUAAAGAUUUCUAAUGAUGGAUUAACUUACAGCAAUUCUAAAACAAUGAUAAUAUACGAUGGAGCCUGUCAGAUAUGUGAACUACAGGAAUCUGGAUUAUGUGCACUAAAGGAGAAAACAUGCAACAUAGAUGGACUCUGUUAUGGUGAAGGUGAUAUGAAUCCAACCAGCCCUUGCUUACUCUGCAGGCCUGACACAUCAAGGUUAACUUGGUCAGUUGCUGAAAACAACCAGCCUCCAGUGCUUGACACUUUGCAGGGUAUUCUACAGACUUUUUAUGGAGAAGAUUUUGUAUAUCAGUUUUUGGCUUCAGAUCCAGAAGGCUCUGCUAUUCUUUUCACAUUGGAGUCUGGUCCUGAAGGUGCCAGUCUUUCCCCAUCAGGUCUCCUUUUGUGGAAAGCUGUGUCAAAGAACCCCCAUAAAUUAACAUUUUCUUUGACAGAUGACUGCAAUGCGGAGACUAAGGUAGAAAUAGAGGUCAGGGUAAAUUCAUGUGAUUGCCUAAAUAAUGGCUCAUGUGUGACAAACAUUAAUUUCCCACCUGGAAGUGGGAGAUACCUGUGCAUGUGUGUGGCUGGAUUUGAAGGUGAUCUCUGUCAAGUGAAUACUGAUGACUGCAAACUCAACCAGUGUAGUACUGGCAAAUGCGUGGAUGGAAUAAACAGUUAUUACUGUGAAUGCCCACCUGGACUUCAAGGUGAAAAUUGUCAAGAUGACAUAGAUGAAUGUGCCUCCAACCCUUGCUUCCCUGGAGUAUUUUGCUUCAAUACUUUUGGUUCUUACUAUUGCGGUUCAUGCCCAAAUAAUCUAAAUGGAGAUGGGAAGUCAUGCUACGGUUUUGAACAGUCAUCAUUUGGCAAGGUCUUGAGCUCUGUUCCCAGUUCUACAGAUGUCCCCCAAAGAUUUAUUUCUAUAGAAAUGGACAAUAAUAGCACUCUAUCAGCCUCUGGAUCAAAAACAGUCACCACUGUGAAGCCAUAUAAUUCUCAGAGAAGUGCUUCUGUACAACCAGAUGUUACUGAAAACAUUGCUCAUACUAUUGGUAGCACCAGUGGACACCUUAAUGACACAGAAGGGGCUUCUCCAGAAAACACAGUGAUGACAGCUUCUCCAAGCAGCCAUGCUGUAUCAACUGAGAAGAAAAGGGCACAAGUUGAGGCCUACAGACAUUGGGAGUCUAUCAGGAAGCCUUCUCUUAGCAGAGAGAACACAAGCAAAAGGCUUUCUUUGUCACACAAAGUGUUUAAAGGUGGAAAUGCUCACAGAGUUCAGUACUUGUUAGCCAAGCAUAGACUGAGUCCUUUACCUUUUGCCCUUGUUGAAGUGACUGUCCCACCAGAACUGCUUCCUGAAGCUUCAGAUGAAAUAGUGCUUCCCAAAGCAGUAACCUGUGCUGAUCUACCUUGUUUUCCUGGAGUACCUUGUGAGUCAAGUCAGGAUGGUAGAGUCAAGUGUGGUCGUUGUCCUUAUGGUUACUAUGGAGAUGGCUUCAAUUGUAAAGCAAUAUGUAGACAAACAUGUGGCAAAAACAUGGAAUGUGUGGCACCCAAUAUUUGCAAAUGCAAGCCUGGCUAUGCUGGUUAUAACUGUCAGACAGCUCUAUGCAGACCUGAUUGCAAAAACCAUGGAAAGUGCAUUAAGCCCAAUGUCUGUGAAUGUCCACCAGGUUACAGUGGCUCCACUUGUGAAGAAGCACACUGUAAACCACCCUGUAAAAAUGGAGGGACAUGCUUGGCCAGAAAUCUCUGUACCUGCCCCUAUGGUUUUGUAGGACCAAGAUGUGAUACCAUGAUUUGCAACAGGCACUGUGAAAAUGGCGGUGAAUGUCUCACUCCAGACAUCUGCCAGUGUAAAUCUGGAUGGUACGGACCAACGUGCAGUACAGCAAUGUGUGACCCUGUAUGUCUCAAUGGUGGUUCCUGUACUAAGCCAGGUGUUUGUCUCUGCCCACAUGGAUUUUAUGGAGCCCAGUGUCAGAAUGCUGUCUGCACGCCGCCUUGUAAGAAUGGUGGCCACUGCAUGAGAAACAACAUUUGUACCUGUACUGAUGGUUACGCAGGCAGAAGAUGUGAAAAAAGUGUCUGUGAGCCAAGGUGCAUGAAUGGAGGAAGGUGCGUAGGGCCCAAUAUUUGCUCUUGUCCUUCAGGGUGGAGUGGAAAAAAAUGUAACACGCCAAUCUGUCUUCAGGAAUGUAAGAAUGGUGGAGAGUGCAUUGGACCAAGUACGUGUCAUUGUCCUCCACAGUGGGAAGGAAUCCAGUGUCAAACACCUGUGUGCAAUCAGAAGUGCUUGUUUGGAGGCAAGUGUGUGUCACCUAAUGUGUGCUCCUGCCGUCCUGGUUAUACUGGAGUCCUCUGUGAAAAGAAAGUUCAGGUAACUGCACUGUCAAGAUGUCAUGACAGACGUGGCAGUUUGAAAGCCAUUACUUAGCCCACUUGUCCAGAAAAGCAACACCAAAUAUACCAAGAGUGUUUUGUCUUCUUUCUUCAUUUCAGACUCCAGUGAGGGAAAGAUCCUAAAA
This is a messenger RNA of Coturnix japonica (Japanese quail), 5726 nucleotides long. Lineage: Eukaryota; Metazoa; Chordata; Aves; Galliformes; Phasianidae. The record is from RefSeq and is a predicted model, not a curated record.